AUCUCCCCCCAUUAUCGAAAAACUUAGCUAGCAGUCGCUCUCUUUUUCAUUCCAACUUUCUCCAUGGGCAAGAGGCUCUCCACAUCCACCGAUGUUGAUUCUACUACGCAGAAUGAGAAGGAGUCCGAGUCCGAGUCCUAUGACUCAGAACAAGUAGUUCUGAAGAAGCACAAAAAGGCGGAAGAAUAUCAUUGCCUUUACGAAAAUGAAGAUGCAUAUGGAAACUCUCCAAUGACCGUUUUCGUUAGGGGAUUCGAUUGUUCCCUACCUAUGGCUGAUAUCAAGAGUACAUUGAGAAAACACUUCAGUUCAUGUGGAGUGAUCUGUCGGGUUUUUGUUCCGGCAGAGUGUAAAACUGGUUCUCUCUUGGGAUAUGCUUUCUUAAGUAUACUGCCGGACCAAAAGAAGGCAUUAGCACUAGAUGGAAGUUACUUGGGAAGUCUGAAGCUUGAGGUUAGAAGUGCUAGUAGUAUAAUUGGAUAUCCUAAUUUUAUAGGGUGUAAACGCUGUGUCCGCGUUCAAAGGACGCGUAAAUACGAACACUUCAUUGAAACUAAUGGUGGUCUUAUACAGCGCAGGACUCCUUUGCUCGACAGUAUGUUUGCUGAGGCUGAAGCUCGUCGUAAGCGCAGGACAGCUAUGCUCGACAGUACGGUUGCUGAGCUUGACCAAAAAGACUGAAGACACAAAAGAAGACACUGCUAAAUAUUUUGGUCAUUUUUACCUUCGCCGCAGCCGCUACUUGUUUAAUUUAUGUUUUAUGCCUUUCUAAGAAAACUUGUAUUAUGUGACUCUUUAUUGCAUAAUUUAUGCCUAAAUCAAACUGUGAAACUUGAAAAUCAAUUUACAUGAAGUCGACUUUGUGAGUUCCGUUCAAGUUUGACUGUUUGAGUUAAUUGGUUUAUUGGGCGGUUGUGUU
Camelina sativa (false flax) is the source of this 919-nucleotide messenger RNA. Its product is annotated as nucleolin 2. Lineage: Eukaryota; Viridiplantae; Streptophyta; Magnoliopsida; Brassicales; Brassicaceae. The record is from RefSeq and is a predicted model, not a curated record. Gene Ontology annotation, molecular function: RNA binding.